AUGGCAUUCUCUAUAUCCCUCCUUCGCUCUCCAGUGACUUACACCCAUCCCGCUCAUUAUUCCCUACGCUUUCCAACACAGCUGGGGGGAGACUCUAUCAUCCUGCUUGCUCCUUUUCCCAUUCUACAUUCCUUUCCCCGCGCACAUCUCUGUCCGUCUAUAUCUGAUGAUGAUAGUGCCCAGAGCACCGGCCUGCCAGACGUCUUCUUAGACGACGUUACCGACGACUACUUAGAUAGUGAGACCGAGACAGACAGCAGCGAUGACCUAGAUGAUAAUUCUAACAAUGACUCGACCUGGAUGAUGAGAAGGGCUAGUUUUGCUUAA
This is a messenger RNA of Aspergillus tanneri, 327 nucleotides long. RefSeq lists its product as uncharacterized. NCBI's taxonomy places the organism in Eukaryota, Fungi, Ascomycota, Eurotiomycetes, Eurotiales, Aspergillaceae. The transcript has a single exon. Bases 1 to 327 code for a protein of 108 amino acids. The record is from RefSeq and is a predicted model, not a curated record.